Bufo bufo (common toad) is the source of this 1910-nucleotide messenger RNA. RefSeq names its product cytochrome P450 2D15-like. Gene Ontology annotation, biological process: xenobiotic metabolic process; arachidonate metabolic process. Gene Ontology annotation, cellular component: intracellular membrane-bounded organelle; cytoplasm. Lineage: Eukaryota; Metazoa; Chordata; Amphibia; Anura; Bufonidae. The record is from RefSeq and is a predicted model, not a curated record. Gene Ontology annotation, molecular function: iron ion binding; heme binding; oxidoreductase activity, acting on paired donors, with incorporation or reduction of molecular oxygen, reduced flavin or flavoprotein as one donor, and incorporation of one atom of oxygen.
AGUUUAUCUGAUAAAACGCGGGGGCGCAAUAAAGGAGCAUAGUUUACAAAGAAGUAAUUAGAACUGGACAUCCUGGAGUUAGUGCAGUGUGACCUUACAUGAGCGUUAAUAACAAGCUCUGUAAAGAAGACCAGCACAAUACCAGAGCUGAGGCCACACUUGAACAUGGAGCUUCUGUCUGUCCCAUCACCCCUGCUGAGUUUUGGGAAUGCUAACUUGAUAGGGCUUGCUGUUGCCAUGGUUUGUCUACUAAUUCACUUGGUGAAGAACAGAAAAGGACAUAACUACCCUCCAGGACCAUUACCCCUACCCUUGGUGGGAAACACUUUCCAGCUGGACUUCAGCAACUUACCUGAAAGCUUAUCCCAGUUGGGGAAAAAGUAUGGGAAUAUUUUCAGCCUGCAGAUAUUCUUUGAGAACUCUGUUGUGUUAAAUGGUAUAUGCUAUCAAGAAGGACUGGUGACUAAAUCAGAGGACACUGCCGACAGACCCUCCAUACCAAUGUUUGAGCAUCUUGAUUGCAUAAAGGUAGGGAUUGCAUUCAAUAGGUAUGGUCAAUAUUGGAAGGAGCAAAGACGAUUCGUCCUAUACACUUUGAGAAACUUUGGAAUGGGAAAGAAAACUAUGGAAGAGCGUAUCAGUGAAGAAGCUGGCUACCUCUGCUCUGCUUUACAGGCAACCAAUGGAUGUCCCUUUGAUCCGUUUAUGGUAAUUACUAAUGCCGUCAGCAAUAUCAUCUGCUCAAUUAUGUUUGGAGACCGAUUUGAAUACACUGAUUCAUCAUUUCAGAGAAUGAUUUAUCUGUUAAAAAAACUGUUUGAAUUGGAAGCAAAACCCAUUACUCAGCUGUAUAAAAUAUUCCCCUGGCUCAUGAAGGUGCCCGGACCCCAUCAGAAGCUUUUCGACAUCCAGCGUUCUUAUCUAGACUUUCUAAGAACAAUUAUCCAGAAACACAGAGACACUUGGGAUCCUGCAGUCAGGAGGGACUUCAUCGAUGCUUUUUUUGAGGAAAUAGAAAAAAAUAAAGACAACCCUAACAGCAGUUUCGCUGAAGAAACACUUCUAUAUGUGAUAGCGGAUCUCUUUGUGGCUGGGACAGAUACCACAUCUAACACUUUGCGCUGGUCCCUCCUAAUGAUGUUGCUUCAUCCUCACAUCCAGAAGAAGGUCCAUGAAGAAAUUGAUCAUGUAAUUGGCAGUGACAGACCACCCACUAUAGAAGACCAAUCUAAAAUGCCGUAUACCAGUGCAGUCAUCCAUGAAGUCCAGCGAUACGGGAAUAUCUUGCCUUUAGCUUUGCUCCAUAUGACCUUCAGAGACACCAAUAUCCAAGGAUUUGACAUCCCCAAGGGCACCACAAUCAUACCUAACUUGACAUCCGUUUUAAAGGAUAAGAACAUUUGGAAGAAACCGUAUCAAUUUUACCCAGAACAUUUCUUGGAUUCAGAAGGAAAGUUUGUAAAGAACGAAGCAUUUAUUCCCUUCUCAGCAGGCCGUCGAAUAUGUGUAGGAGAGCAACUGGCAAGAAUGGAUCUCUUCAUCUUCUUUACAUAUCUCCUUCAACGAUUUGAGUUCCAUAUUCCAGAUGAUCAGCCAUAUCCCAGGCUUGAUCCUGUGUUCACCUUCAACUUCAGCCCUCAUCCCUUCCAAGUCUGCUGCAGGGAACGUUAGUACUGAGCAAGAAGACAAGCUAUAAUUACCAAUUAUCUUAUUGAUUAUUUUUAUAUGUAUUUAGGUAAUGUAGUUUCACAAAUAAUAUUUCAGAUUUCGACUCCUAAUCACCUAACAGUAAUCAUCUAAUCAAACUGGACAGGUUACCAUACACACAUACUUCAUUUUGUAGCAUUUUCUCAUCUGCCAUAAAAUGUAUUUGUAGAUAAUGUCCUUUUUGAAUAAAACCUUUAACAGUG